CGUCUGUAGAAGUAGACAGGAACAAGCUAGAUGGAUUGGCAAAGUCGGAACGAGUGUGAUUAAAAAACACAAACAAAAUACAGAAUCAGUUAUACGACAACCUCUAAACUGUCAAAUUGACUUGACAAGCAGCGCAUUGUUGUCUUCGAUUAACUUAUUGGGAUAGACAAGGGAUCAAAAGAGUUGGUCUGCAGAUUAUUUGUGAAGAUCUGGAAGAGAAACGACCUGUUGGAUUUGUAACUGCAGGAUUUAAACAGACCUAGAAUCUCCCAACAUGCAAUAAUACAAUCUGGAGUACACCUGUUGUUUCAUAGUGAAUGUACAAGGUUUGCUUGCACCUGAAGGCCUGUGUUUUGGCUUCACUCAAUCACCAAUGCACAGCACACCACGUUUAACAAGAAUCUGUGCACUUUGGCUUCAACUUACUCACCUGUGGAAGCUUCUUCUAAUUUGAUGAACUGGAAUAUUGAAAGUGCUGUUAGGAGUCAAAUCAUAUUUGCAUUCAAUUUUUUUGGUAGCCUAACGUGAUAGUGGUCCACCAGCUAUUUAUCAGCCAUGUGGGGCGAGAAUUAAAGAUGUCAAGUUUUCAUUGUUUGGUUCACUGAAUCAUCUAAAGAAUGAGCUGUUGAAAGCAAAAGCACUUCUCAUGACUUUAUAACACAUAGCACUUCUAGCUAUUGUGAUGUGACAAAUCAGCCCCCCUCCCCUUUUCGCCCUGACGUAGCACCUUCACUGUUUUGAUGAGGUGAACAUAUUCAAACCACCGCUUUCCGCAAAACAGCACUGUGUGGUACAAAUCCACUUUCGUUUUUUUGUCGUUGUGUGUGUCCUCAGCCAAAAAUGAGUUCGUAAAGGAGUUUCUGAGUGUCAGAGCAGGCACAACGUGCUGCUACCACAAGCACCACAAUAAGAGACUGGACAGUACGAGAGUUUCAUUUCAAAACCUCUUGGAUUUGCUUUAUUUGUAUUCGGUUGACCUGAAUGCACACAGUCGUCGAUGAACUAAGGGUGUCGUGGAUGGUCACUCUGGCAUUACUGAACAAAAACACAUCCACUACUCUUCCACAACUGCACACCAUUGAUUAAGAACAACACAUCACCAUCUCUUCCAUCACCUUACAAUUCCACCUUGGGCUGCACACGUUUCACUUCCAUCCUCUUUGCACCAUCCUGGAAACUGGAGUUUGUCUGUAGCAGGAGCUGCGGUUGUCCUGAGGCUUUUAAGCCAGAGAAAGUGAGUCGGUUGGGCCCUCUACACAGACACAGCCAAGAACAGGGCCAUUGAACUACAGAGCCUUUGUCUCUGGGUUCAGGCCAUGAGGUUUGAUGCCUCCAUCCACUGACGGGAGACACUGGACCUAAAUGGCGCAGCAUGACUUUGUUCCUGCCUGGCUUAACUUCUCCACGCCUCAGCCCGCCAAGUCCCCUGCUGCCCCCAUUGAGAAGCAUGGAGAGCACUUUCCCCGCGGAGACAGCCGGCCGGGAGUAAACCGCCGCAGACACAACUCUUCUGAUGGCUUUUUCAACAAUGACCCACUAAGAGCCCCCGGAGGUGACGGGUGGCAGCAGCCAUCUCUGUUAAGGCAUGACUCUGUAGACUCUGGUGUUGCAAAAGGGAGUCAGGGGGGAUUGGGAGGUGGACCAGGGUGGAAGGAGACCCCCAGCUGGCAUGGGGCACAGAGGGGCCAGGAAGGUCCACACCACCACCAUGGUCGGCAUAUCAAACGUGGUGGAGGUGAGAGGGAUAGACAAGGGGGUCACCGACAGCGCAAUGGAAACUUCCAUCCACGCAAAGGUGGUCCAUAUCAGGAUAGAUGUUCUGAUGAGGAGCGCAACGAUGACAAGCUCAAGUUUGUUGAUGAGGAUUUUCCCUCCUUGAACCCAGAGACAACUGGAAAGCCAGCAAGUCAACCUCGAGCUGUUGGGACUCCAGCAGGAGUAUGGGAGAACCCCCCUAGUGCUAAGCAGACUAUGUCUAAGAUGCUGGUCAUUAAGAAAGUGUCUAAGGAGGACCCCAGUGCUGCAUUCUCGGCUGGGUUUGCCAGUGCUGGACCUCUGCCCGCCAAUGGUUCUAAAGUCCCUAUCCCUGGACCCAGCGUCUACAAGAAUCUGGUGCCCAAACCUGCCACUGCCCCAACCAAGCCUGGCCCAUGGAAACCCAAUGGAAGGGAAACUAAAGUGGGUUUGCAUUUCUCUGGACGGGAUUCGGCCUUUACCAGCCCUGUUUCUGUGACCAAACCUCUGACACCCAUCAGUGCACCUGCACAUGGCACUACUAAAGAGCCACCUUCCAGCACCACUCCUCCAAUAGACAUCACCCCCUCACGGCUAAAACUGAUGCGCCGCAGCACAGACCGCAAGAGCGAGUUCCUGCGUGGACUCAAGGAUGAGAGAAACGGGGAUAUGAGUGACUGCCACAGUCCAGGAGCCCCAGCAGAGGGCGAGGGAAGUACCCCUGAACCAAAAGAGUUUGGAGAGAGUCAUGAGAACGGCAUCUCCCACUCUCUCAGUGACUCAGACCCAGAGCACUUGUCCAGCUCUCUGGAGGCGGAACACAGGUUGCUGAAGGCUAUGGGAUGGCAAGAAUACCCAGAAAAUGAUGACUUCCAGCCUCUCACUGAGGAUGAACUCAAAGAGUUUCAAGCUAAAACUGAACAGAUGAAGAAGAUUGGUCAGGGGCGUAACGGUGUGCUCCUGAAGCCACGCAGUGUGGCCCUGCUAACCUGGAGAAACACCUCAAACCCCGGCCUGGAAGAAGGCUCUGAAUCUGAGACAAGCAGUAGCAGCCAGACCUCCGACGACGACGAUACCUAAUGUGGCUUUAAACACCCCUCCCACACUUCCCUUUCUCCUCCAUCACACCAUUUAUUUUCAACUCAAACAAGAGCCAACACAUUCUUUCCCUGGACAAGGAGCAUCGGUCAUAUCCCAGGCGGAGAGAAAAAGAAGUCACUUGUCACCUCAUAGGCUCAAUGUCUUUUUGUUUGAUUCUUUUUCCCCUUUCUCUCUCUCUAUCUCUCUGUCUGCUUUUUGUUCUUUAUCCAGAACUAGAAACGUCAAAGAAAGCCACCCACACACACACACCCUCCACAAGAUCAAAUUUUUUUUUUCUUUGUUUUGAUUGGGGGAAGAGAAAAAAAGACUAAUUCAUAAUAACAACACCAAUUAUAACCGUGAUUUAACGUGACAUCAUCUGAAUGUUCUAUAAAAUGGCUUUGACACCUUUCUAAAAGAUUCAUUUUUUUUCCUUUUCGCGAAAACAAUUCGUAGCAUUAGCGUUAAGAUGAAACAAUCAUUGUGAGCCGCUCACUGCGACGUCGCUCCCAGUCCCUCAUAGAAAUGAACUGAAACGCAGCAAGGAAGAACUAAAGCAACAGCGAAUGGACUGUCGCACGCAGUCUGGCAGCUAGAACAUCAGUCCAUUUCUGGCUCCAGUUCAAGCAAACUCUGCUCAUUUCCACUCGUUUCGUUCUGCAGAAUCAUACCAAUAUAUUCAUAUGUCUGCCAAGUACACCUGUGAGAAAACCUUUAAAGGUCAGUUUGCGGGAGAGUUUGAAUAAAGGUAUACGUUUGGAUGGAAGGGUCUAUGUUUUAUGUCGCGUUCCAGGAAGCCAGGCGAACAUACAGAUGUUCAGUUCACUGAGGUUGAGUACAAAAAAAAUCAUAAACAGACUGUUUUCUUCUUGCCCAUAUAUGGUGUAAAACAGUUUUGCCUUUUAACCUAAAAGCUGUUUGAUUUGAACCAUAUUGAAAUCCUGAACAUUUCAGAGUUGAAGCGUUUUCGUGCUUACAGAAGUAAUGCUGUGGCAAUCAUUUUCAAAAGCUUUACCUUCAUUGCAUGUAGAUGGAUUUAAAAAGGGUGUUUAAUAAACACACGCAAGCUUCGAUGAGCUUAUCCCCUCACAAAAACCCUAAUAAAGUCUAGCCGAUGGAAUAGGAAGCAUCAAACAUAGUUGGGCUUAUGUAAUGUUUACAGUGCAGGAAUCGAUCCGAGCUCUCUUAUGGUUUGUAAUGACUGUGAACUUUCAGUAAUAUGGCUUGCACACUUUGUUCUGCUAUGUUGUUGUAUAAACAGUUCAUUUGAGGUUCAUUGUUGACCGCUGAGUUCAAGCCCUGCUGCUGGCGGUGAAGUACAGAUCCAUCUUUAAACGUCUUUAUUUCAUGAGGGACUGCUGGUGUAAAUUGUGCAUCUCCUUUCCUUUUUUUUGUACCUUGUUUUUGCUGAUAGGGUAUAAAAAUGGCUUUAUCACAGAUUUAAGUUUCUUUUUUUUAUCAUUAUUUUGGUACAGCUGUAAAAAUUCCCACAUAGUUUUGUUUUUUCUUCUUCUUUUGUUUGCAUUAUAUUGUUUCUGCAGCCUUGAUAUUCAGGGUGGAUUGUAAAAAAUAUAAGAAUAAAAAAUUGUGAGUUUUGGAAGAUUAAGAUUAUUUUGAUAACAUUAUUUACAGAUUUGAGACGAUAAAGGUGUCAUGUACGGGUUUAUCUGUAUGAGACGAAGCAGACGUAAACUACUGCAUCAUAAUGAGGAGGUCAGAGAAUACAAAUUGUAAUAAAUAUUUUGCAUCAGUUUGCCAAACAUG
Molecule: messenger RNA, 4578 nt
Organism: Danio aesculapii
Lineage: Eukaryota; Metazoa; Chordata; Actinopteri; Cypriniformes; Danionidae
Gene: gpbp1l1
Product: GC-rich promoter binding protein 1-like 1
Exons: 12
Coding region: 1363-2814 (483 amino acids)
Biological process (GO): positive regulation of DNA-templated transcription; DNA-templated transcription
Cellular component (GO): nucleus
Molecular function (GO): RNA binding; DNA binding
Source: RefSeq, a predicted model, not a curated record